Paramormyrops kingsleyae is the source of this 3557-nucleotide messenger RNA. It is a transcript of the gene rdh5, whose product is annotated as retinol dehydrogenase 5 (11-cis/9-cis). Lineage: Eukaryota; Metazoa; Chordata; Actinopteri; Osteoglossiformes; Mormyridae. Gene Ontology annotation, biological process: retinoid metabolic process; steroid metabolic process. The record is from RefSeq and is a predicted model, not a curated record. Gene Ontology annotation, cellular component: intracellular membrane-bounded organelle. Gene Ontology annotation, molecular function: all-trans-retinol dehydrogenase (NAD+) activity.
AUAGCACAUUUCUUGGACAUAGCUCCAAAAAUAUUAAAAUGAAAAUAAUGUAUAUGUUACAAAAAUAAGUAAUGGAAGGGCCCAUCUCAAUAGACGUAGUGGUACAAUCCCCACCUUUUAAAAAAUAAAUAAUAAACAUAAUAAAUAAAUAAAACACUAUACAAAACGUUCUUAGAACAAAUUGCUGAAAGUUAUUUAUUGAAUCUAUCACUCACUUGGAACAACUUUAAACAAUGUUCAUCUAGUCAGACACAAUUUGAAGAUCAUGAGUCACCAUUUUUGGAAAUUUCCGAAAACAUUUUCAUUCAACAAGGUACAUUUUGUACCGUCAGCACCGUCAGUUUGUACCGGGGGUUGGGUGAUGGAUUACAACGGGCAAUUGGAGCCUAUUCAGGAAGCAUAAAGCAGUGGACACCCAGUCUAUUAAUGUUUCAGAAAUCAUAUGUAUGUAUUAUUUACUUGCUUAACUUCUUGCAGCGAUUCCGCGGAGGUAAACCGAGAAUCAUUAGCACUAUAAAGCCCAAUUAAAACCAACACUUCUUGACAUUAUCAUGUUCCAUGAAUUUCUAUCAAGUUACGAUAUAUAUUUUAAGGAGUAAUUCAAAUAUCCAUUCCAUAACAGUUGGAUUUAUUUAAUAACAGGUCAACUGCUAGCUCAAGCACCAGAAUUUAUUAUCACGUGAUGUAAGUUGCUAUGGGUGCUCAAUGCUGCGUACGGUUUACAAGUGUGUUUUGCAAACAUGAUGUAAUACUUAAUUACAUAAAGGAUCAUUCGACCAGCAGCUACAAAUGCCAUGCCGUCGUGCUGGGGCUAUAAAACUGUUCUGAUAUCGUUGCUCUCCUGGAAAAUCCCUAUCCGGGUUGUACGUAACCAUGGAAAAUAGACAGGACGUGAGAUUUCGAGUUUUGGGUUUGCUCUAGUUUAUUUUUAUGUUUUUACCUGUAAGACAAAGAGCUUUUGGAAAAUACGGAGGAGAUUCUGGGUACUUUUUUGUAUCGUGCUUUACUGCCUUCAUAGGCCUGUAGUAACGAGACCUGAUUCCCCUUCUGUCUUAUGUCUAGCAGUGUUAGGUUCUGAUCCACGUUGCCAUUUUAACAUUGAAGCCCACAAUCGUAAUCCAACUAUCUUACUUGGUUUUGUCGAAAAACAAAGAAAUAUCACGAUAAAUGUUUAUUGUGCAUGUUUAAUUUCAUUAAAGUUAAAAUUCCCUACUCACAGCUAAUUAAAGUCUAACGUAGAUUGCUGCCAACCAUAUACUUUAUACUAUGCAUUGAAACUUUUAAAAGAAGGCUGUGCCUGUGAGUAUUUUAUAAGGCCAUUUCAGGACCAGGUUGCCUGCAGGCACACUGAAGGAUGAGGAGCAGUCGUGUCACGGCUGGAUGGCUUUCUGUCUGUAGCUGUUCGCCUGUGCACUUUGAUUAUGCAUGUCUGCAUGGUACGUCUGGAUUUACCCAAGACUAAUGAACGCACAAAAAAUACGACGUUCAGAAGGCAGCCAUCCCACCUCUCCCGGAAGUUCCGGGAGUCUCCCGCAAAUUGACAGCUGCUCCCUAGGCUGACACCCGCAAAUGUUGCGCAAUGUACCGGAAAUCUGUCCUUCCCAUUUUCAGCGGUGCUAAGAAGUUUUUACUGCUGCAACCUCGCCCCAAAUUUUACCACCGCCCUCUAGCCCCGCUAUAGGCGGUCAGACAGUGAGGCUGCCGAAACAAAUCUAGAGUCGGGGGGAUCCUGAAGAAAGGGAAGAUCAAGGUGGAUUUCAUCUGAAACAGUGAACAAAAAGAAAAAGUCGGGAAACAGCAUACAGACAGCAUGGAGGACGCCUGGACGUUUGGGCUGGCAGCUGUCCUGGUCGCCUGGGUGCUGCUCUGGCUGUGGAGGGACCGCCUGCUGAUCUCGGACGUGGAGCAGAGGCACGUCUUCGUCACGGGCUGCGACUCGGGCUUCGGGAACCUGCUGUGCAAGAGGCUGGAGCGCCGUGGUUUCCGCGUGCUGGCCGGCUGCCUGACGGAGGCGGGGGCCAGCGAGCUACGCCACGCCACCGGGCCCAACCUCAGGACCUGCCUGCUGGACGUGACGGACAGCGAGUCGGUGCGGCGCGCGGCGGAGUGGGCCAAGGAGGAGGUCGGGGACAAAGGGCUGUGGGGCCUGGUUAACAACGCGGGCCGCUCCGUUCCCAUGGGCCCCACAGAGUGGAUGCAGGUGGAGGACUUCCAAAGCACACUGCGAGUCAACAUGAUGGGUGUCAUCGAGGUGACGCUGGCCUUUCUGCCGCUGGUGAAGCGUGCCCGCGGCCGCCUGGUCAACGUGGCCUCCGUUCUGGGCAGGGUAGGGGCCAAUGGCGGCGGAUACUGCAUGUCCAAGUUCGGGGUGGAGUGCUUCUCCGAUUGCCUCAGGCGGGACAUUCACUACUUUGGUGUCAAGGUGUGUAUCAUUGAGCCGGGGUUCUUCAAGACGGCCAUAACCAGCCUGGAGCCUCUGGAACGGGAACUGCACCGCCUGUGGGGCCAGCUGAGCGCCGAGGUGCGCGAGAGCUACGGGGAUAAGUACUUCGACGAUUACAUCAAGCUCCAGCGGCUGAUCAUGAACAAUUUGUGUGACCCGGACCUGAGCAAGGUGACGAACUGCAUGGAACAUGCCCUGAUGGCACGCUACCCCCGCACCCGCUACAGCGCCGGCUGGGACGCCAAGCUGGUCUGGAUCCCGCUGUCCUACACCCCCACCUUUGUCCUUGACUCCGUGCUCAAAAUGAUGAUGCCCCGUCCCGCUCACAGUGUUUAAGGACGCAAAUUAAAUCUGGGCACACACCAAGCUGACAGCAAAAAAAGAAAUGGCGCCGGCCAAAACAGACAUAGGAUCGGCUCCUUUCAAUUGUGGAAAUUUUCACUGGAACACACUAUCAUGACUAAGGGUGACGGCUGACAUACAGCCCAAUCAGAGAGCUCAGUUUCACCACCUAGCUUUGCCUUUCAACGUGCUGAAUCAGCCAAAACGGCGCCAACGCAUUCAACUACGCGACACACUCCGCCGCAACAGGGAGUCACUGACUCUCACUGAAAGCUCACCAGCUUUCGAGGGCCAAAAAUCGGCUUGGUGUGUUCCAUGAUUAACCAGAGACAUAUAGCGAUUGUGAAACUGCAUUGAAUACAGUUCUGUAACAUUACAAAGACCCAUGAGUAAAAUCCACAUUAUUAUUACUGUUGCAUAUUUCUGAAUUGCAAUGGUGUCAUAUAGAUGUCAAAAUGCUUCACUGUGCCAUCUGUGUAGUGAAAAAAUAUUCUUUCCAGCCCUGCUCUCCAUUGAGCACAUGCACACACACACACGGACAUAAACAGCCAAAGCCAUUUGUGGGUACGUUCUAUGCCUUUAAAACCCAAGCCUUGUUUCCAAUGAAACUCAUCGUUUGUUGAGUACAAAUCCAUUAAUACCAGGCCUUGCUUGUAAGAACAUAUCGGAACCCCUCCUCAAAUUCUAGAAAUGUCACAUUUCCAUUAUAAUAUCAUUGUUUGAUCAUAAUCAGUGUUUACUUUCUUAAAAUAAAGUUUUGUGUGUCCAUCCA